Messenger RNA from Mytilus trossulus (common blue mussel), 550 nucleotides. Its product is annotated as U3-aranetoxin-Ce1a-like. The record is from RefSeq and is a predicted model, not a curated record. The coding region runs from base 107 to 493 and encodes 128 amino acids. NCBI's taxonomy places the organism in Eukaryota, Metazoa, Mollusca, Bivalvia, Mytilida, Mytilidae. The transcript is spliced from 3 exons.
UAAGAAUCUGUUUGAGAAUCUUAUCUUUAAUAUUUAAUAUAGUGAAACUGUCACUUCAAACUUUUGGUUCAAUCAGUUCUGUCGGUGUUACACUUAGGAAAUCAUAAUGUGGAAGGAAAUAUUUGUACUUUUCGGAAUCUCUAUUGCAAUCGCUUCUUCAUCAAAGGUCCAGUGUAAGCAUACGUCAGAGUGUGCCUCAGACGAGUGUUGUUUCUAUCAUGAAGGACCUAUGGUAGCAAGUAAAAAAAGACAGGCCUCCAUUCUUCCUUUUGCUGGUAUGGUUCAAGGUGGAUGGUGUGAAAAAUAUAGAACCCAAGGUGAACAUUGCAGCGGUAUAGCUACAAUGAAUGGCCAUUGCGGGUGUGCACCUGGUCUGAAAUGUAAUCUUAUCCAGGACCCGACCCUCCCUACUCUGACAAUUGCCCCAAUCAAGACGAUAUUGAAACGUAGUAUGCUUUUUGGUUGGCACAGUGAAUGCCAAACAGCACCAUAAUGCGCAGACUGAAAUAACCAAAUAAACAUCUGUUGAAGAUUUGACCUGAAAAACUGG